Molecule: messenger RNA, 2901 nt
Organism: Mercenaria mercenaria
Lineage: Eukaryota; Metazoa; Mollusca; Bivalvia; Venerida; Veneridae
Exons: 6
Coding region: 2050-2874 (274 amino acids)
Source: RefSeq, a predicted model, not a curated record
AUAUUAGUGACAAUUACAUUGUUCUUGUAGUGCCCGUCGUAUUUUUUAUUUGCCAAAUUUCAGACAUCCGAAGCGCACCUAAAAUGUAUCCAUUUGCUAUAUUUUUUUCAACUGCGUAGCAGUGAUCACUCAGUCUGAGUAAAAUAUUACAUUUUAUAAUAAAUCUAGUCGAUAAGUAAUUUUAUACAUGAUUUAUACCUUACUACUAAUCGUUCAGGAUCAUAUGUCAGUUGAACACAUCAAUAAAACACUUUUAUGAUUUUAUAUUUGAUAAAGGUGGACGUAACUACAGUUCUGACAAUGAUCUAGUUCUUAACUAAUUUGUUCGCCGGUAUCAAAUACUAAAGGAGUUCAUAUGUUCCUUUGCCAAUCAUUGUAAUUAUAUGAAAAAGUAAUGACUUUGUCUUGAAAUUUGUGUUAACGCUUUCGAUGUUACAAGGCGACUUUGCGGGUUCGAUACGAUAUUUACAUUUCUUUAACCCUUAACCUGCUAAAUUUCUAUAAUGAAUUUGUCCAUCUUUUAACUUGGACAGAACCAUUAACUGUUAAAAGGGGUGUUUACCAGAAAUAUACUGUCUGAAUGGCGACCAGUACAGAUCAUGAUCAGACUGCACGGAUGUGCAGGCUGAUCUUGGUCUGCACUGGUCGCAAAGGCAGAAUCAUUUGCCGCCAGCAGGCUAAGGAUUAAAAAUAUAUGUAUACUAAUAUUUGAACGCGUAACAUUUUAUUCACACAGUCCUGGAACUUAUGUCGGUAAAUAUUUCGAUAUUUGUAAAUUUUGAAACGUGGAUAAAGUUCCUUAAAAACAAGUUAUUUUUAUAAGAUCAUACGGUAGUUGAACAGAUAAUAGGAUAAAAAUAAUUUCUGUCGGAAAUUAUUUUUUAUAAAAGCAUGUCUUUAACAUAUAAAAAGGAUAAAUGGGGCUUCUGCAGCCAAGUGAUCAAGGUGACUCAAAUCGGAUCAAUGUAGACCAAACCUGUCGCAGUAACUUUCAAUCCAACAAAUACAAAACAAGUAUGAUAACAUAUGCCUGAUACACAUAUGUUUCUGAAGGGUUAUGGUAACUUUAAAUAGACCUACGAUGCAUCCAAAUCCUAUCAGUGGUGUGCCUCAAAAUGUAGCAUUGCGAUUUGAUUGUGACUACCAAUAUUUGGAAGGUAGUGUAAUACCUAGUGCGCUUGAUACGUACACAACCACAAAUCAUAUCAAUAGGUUAUUGUUGUUAGACACUAAAAACAGACAAAUGAAAAAAUAAAAAGGCAUUAUGAUCAAGUCGCUCCUCUGACUUUGACCUUUUAACCUUGAAUAUAUGGCAGCCCUAAAAUGCAUAAAAGCGGGAUUUAUUAAAUAAAUCUGGCAAAGGUUAAUCAAUGAUUAUUCUGUCCAAAUUUGGUGUGGCUCCCGUUUAAGAUCCGCCAAAUUGAAUUUCGUUUGUUAUUUUAUGAAACCUCGACGAUUACCUGCGAACAUCCCUCAUGUUAAAAACACUUAGUGCGUUUGAGCUAUCGUUGAAGGUCAUUUACGCACGUCAGAAUUCAAUAUUUUAGUUUAGUUUUAUUUAUAAUCCAUGGCAUAUAAUAUGCAUGUGGAUAAAACAAGUGAAAUAAUGAAAUAGUCAUAAAUCAAUAUUGUUCAAAAUAUUGUACAAAAUGCGGUACAAACUAAACAUGUCAGAUAUAUUGUUAUUUCUAUACAGAUGACUCCGAACCCUCUUUGCUACUUCCAUAGGAGAAUUAAUUCCCCUCCCCCACGCGCCCUUUCACAUCAGUUACAAAUUAGUCAUGCUACGUCCUGAUGUCAUUAAAACUGUGAUAAUGCGUUGUAUUCCACAGGCCUAUAAAAUCAAAAACAUGCACCGUUGCAAUGCCGUUUGUUUGCUACAAAGAAACCACAAAUUGCGUUUCUAUCAUUUUGAGGUGUAACAUAUCAUUAACUGUUCUAGUUGGACGUCAACAAAAGAUCUCAAACGUGAUAAUGGGUCAUAGACUGUGAUAAGAACGCUUAAAAUGUAAUGCAGUAAAGUAGAAACAGCUGAAAUACUAAAUCAUCAUGUCAAUAAAACUGUUGUUUUUCAGCAGCAUAUUAUUAUUGGAGACUUUUAUAUCUUUGGCUUAUAAUGAAGACUGUGACGGACUAAGGAGAGAAGUUGAAUUCUUGAAAGAAGAAUUCUCAAAUCUGCGUCAAUAUACGUCUCAAAGAAUUAAAGAUUUGGAGAAUGAACUAGAGGCAGAGAGAAGCAAACGAUAUCUUGUAGAUGGUGAAUUAGACAUUGAAAGAGAAGUUACCAAGCUUAUCGGAGAUGUUAAUGGUAUAAAACAAGGCAUGGGCAGUUCAUAUGUCAGGUGGGGACGAACACAGUGUGGAGCAAAUGCUAGUAUGAUUUAUAAAGGAUACACAGGAGGGAAAUGGUACGGAGAUACUGGAGGUCCUGCUAAUUAUGUAUGUAUGCCAGAAGAUCCCCAAUGGGCAAAAUACCUGGACGGCUUUCAAGAUAUCGGGAACCGGAUGUAUGGCACAGAAUAUGAAGACAACUACGAGUCCACGUUCAAUCCAUUCAGUGUCCAUAGAGCUAAUGAGGACGCCCCAUGUGUCGUUUGCAAGUCACAAAGGGCGAUAACUGUGAUGAUACCUGCCAGAACAAGCUGUUACACUGGCUGGCAUCUGGAAUACACGGGCUACCUAAUGACUAUGAGUAGACACUAUCAUUCAUCCAGCGAGUAUAUUUGUGUUGAUAAAGAUCCAGAGGCUUUAGUGCAUGGUAGCCAGGAUGAAAAUGGCAACUUGUUGUAUCUUGUCGAAGCAGCAUGUGGGUCUCUUCCUUGCGGUCCAUAUGUAAAUGGAAGAGAACUGGCGUGUGCUGUAUGUAGCAAAUAAAACGUAACAAUUAAAGUACAAAAUAUU